AUGGCAUCAGGUGCUUCUGGCCCUCCUCUUCCACCUUCAGGAAAUUCUGAUAAGGGAAAGGGGAAGAAAUCUUAUGUGGUGAAGUUGAUGACACGUUUCAAUAAUGAAAUUGGUUCAACCAGUCAGCCAACUACACCUACCUCUACCUCCACUGGUAGAUCUGUUCCACCUCCACUAGUUGUUCCUGCCUUGACUCCCACUCCAAAUCAAGUUCCUACAUCUACACCUACCUCCUUCGGUACAUCUCGUCCACCUCCGAUACAAGUGCCUGGCUUGACACCCACUCCAUACCAAGUGCCUCCUCAUGGAAUGGCUUCAAUCUCUCCCAAUGUUGGUUCUAACCCAUCAACUCCCAGAAAUAUUGCACCAUCACCUGGUAUAGAGGAUGCAGAUCCACAUUCCAGUUCAGCUGCCAAUUACGUGGAAGAAUGUUCCAAUAGUCGUCCAAUGAUUACACCCAUUGGAGGAGGGUUUUAUCCUACAAAAACUGCAUCGAAGAGAAAGGUUUCAUGGAAGCCUGAAGAUGAGGAAAAGGUAAAAAAAAAUUAUCACACUGAGGCAUCUCAUAGACUCUCAGAGAUGUAUAAAAAAGCUAGAACUCUAGGAAAAAGACCUGAUUGGCUGGGGGACGAUACUUGGAAUGCUCUUUUGGAAAAGUGGAACAUGCCAGUUUAUAGACAAAAGUGUGAAACGGCAAAGAAGAAUCGAACAUCUGAAAAGGGUGGUUGUUUGCACACUGGAGGAUCUAUAAGCGUGCAUGAGCAUGCUAUUCGUUUGUCACAGGAUCUUGGUCGGUCUGUGCAUGUUGAUGAAAUAUUUCAGCAGACACAUAUUCGCCAAUCAACAGGGGAAUUUGUGGACGAAAGGUCUAGGCGGACCCAUGAACAAUUUGUUACAAAAUUUUCUCAAAUAAGAUCUGAGACUGCAUCUGUUGGUGUCUCCGCAUCUUCUCCUCUAGACCCUGCAGAGGAGGAAAGAUUGAGAAACCGAUGUUGGUUAGAGGCUGCUGGUGGAAAAUACAAGGGACGCGUAUACGGCAUUGGAAAUGUCACUUCCCAAGAUGAUUGUGUUGAUAGUUACAUCCAACAGACACAGGCAUCUUCUACUGCUCAACAACAACAUUCAGAAGAAAUUGUUAACCUGAAAUCCCAGUUACAACAAUAUGGUCAGCAGCUUGAAAAGUUUGAAGGCUUUAUUGGCGUCCUCCUUCCAUUCCUUCCGCCUUCAGCAGCCGCAGCUGCACAAGACUUUUUAAACCUUCAAAAUCGUCAAGUUCAAAAUGAAGUACCCACUGAUGUCCAACCAGAAUAG
Messenger RNA from Vigna angularis (adzuki bean), 1311 nucleotides. RefSeq lists its product as uncharacterized. The transcript is spliced from 5 exons. Bases 1 to 1311 code for a protein of 436 amino acids. NCBI's taxonomy places the organism in Eukaryota, Viridiplantae, Streptophyta, Magnoliopsida, Fabales, Fabaceae. The record is from RefSeq and is a predicted model, not a curated record.